GCAUUGGUAUAAAAACCAGCGGCGCCCAAUCGAGAGCAGUCAGUAGCCUUCGAGCAGUCUAACACAGAAGUGCACGAUGAGAGUUCUGAUUGUCGCCGCCGUCCUCGCCUGCGCCGCAGCCGCGCCCUCCGGUCUGCUGGGAGCAUCUUACGGCCAUGGCCUUCUUGGUCACGCCGGUCUUGCGGCAGCCCAUGCGGCUCCGUACGCCCUAGCCGCCCCUCUGGCUGUGGCUACCGCCCCCUUGGCUGUAGCCCACGCCGCCCACGUCGCUGCCCCCGUGGCUGUUGCCCACGCCGCUCACGUCGCUGGUCCCGCUCUCCCCACCAUCUCUCCCGGAGACCUCGCUGGUGCCGCCAUCGACGCCCAUGUUGAAGCUGCCGACCAUGUCCGCGCCGCCGCUGAUGCCGCCCGUGAAUACCAUGACCAGGCCUCCGAGCUCCACGGACAGGCCAUCAACGCCGCUGAAGACCACUCUUGGCAAGCCGUCGACGCUGUGAAGACCGCUGAGGCUCAGUUGGACGGUGCCGCCGCUGGCGCAGCCCCCGUGCUCGCUAAGCAGCUCGCUGGUCACGUCGCCGCUGCCCCCGCCGCUCUCGCGUACGGUGCCGCUCACGGUGUUGCCUACGGUGCCGCCCAUGGCGUCGCCUACGGUGCUGCCCCCGCCGUGGCCUACUCCGCGCCUGCGCUCGCUGCCAGCAAGACUGUAGUUAGCCAGUCCCUGUCCCAGUCCCACCCCGCCCCCGUGGUGCACGCUUCCUUCGGCAUUGCCCACGCCGCCCCCUAUGGUGUAGCCCAUGCUGCUGCCCCCGUCGCUUACGCUCAUGGACUCCACGGACACGCAUGGUAAACUGUGAUAAAAUUUAGAUACCAAAAAAAUAAUACUCAAUGUUUUGGAUUUUGUAAAUAAAUUAUAUAAAAAAAUACAGGCUAAACUGAGGCGAGGAUGUGUGAAUAAAUGAAAUAGUAAUUUUAUACA
Molecule: messenger RNA, 976 nt
Organism: Spodoptera litura
Lineage: Eukaryota; Metazoa; Arthropoda; Insecta; Lepidoptera; Noctuidae
Source: RefSeq, a predicted model, not a curated record